Alligator mississippiensis (American alligator) is the source of this 1211-nucleotide messenger RNA. RefSeq names its product mast cell protease 1A. Gene Ontology annotation, biological process: proteolysis. The transcript is spliced from 5 exons. Bases 67 to 795 code for a protein of 242 amino acids. Lineage: Eukaryota; Metazoa; Chordata; Crocodylia; Alligatoridae. The record is from RefSeq and is a predicted model, not a curated record. Gene Ontology annotation, molecular function: serine-type endopeptidase activity.
AUAAAACCAGCCGCCGGGCCGUAGAGCGCUUCAGCCGCUGAUCAGACGCGAGCCAACCAGACAGAGAUGGAGAAGCACCUGGGUCUCCUCUUGCUCUCCCUGCUGUGCUGCCCGGUGGCUCAUGCUGGGGCUUUGAAGAGCCAAGUCAUAGGAGGGCAAGAAGCCAUCCCCCACUCCAGGCCCUACAUGGCUUAUCUGAAGAUAAGCAACGACCGUUUCUGUGGGGGCUUCCUGGUGGCCCCACAGUGGGUGAUGACCGCUGCUCACUGCUUCGGGGAAAUCACCGUCCUCCUGGGAGCUCACAACAUCAAGGAGAUGGAAGAGUCGCAGCAGGAGCUGGGGGUGGAGAGCUACCACAUACACCCUGAAUACAACAACAAGACGUUCUCCAACGACAUCCUGCUGCUCAAGCUCACGGCGAAGGCUGUCCUGAACAAGUACGUGCAGACCAUCUCCCUGCCCAAGACCAGCAGCGAUGUGCCCGCACGGACCAAGUGCCUCGUAGCGGGCUGGGGCCGUACUGACCAGGCGGAUACGACUGACAAGCUCUACGAGACCAACAUCACCAUAUACAGCCGCUGGAAGUGCCGCUGGAUCUACCCCGAGCUCAACGACGGCAUGAUCUGUGCCGGCAGCCCCUGCUGGCUCAAGGACACCAGCCAGGGCGAUUCUGGCGGCCCUUUGGUCUGCAAAGGGGUGGCUGAAGGCAUCGUCUCCUUUGGCUAUGACUUCCCUCCUGGAGUCUACGCCCGCGUCGCCAGAUAUCUCCACUGGAUCCGAAAAGUCAUGGGGUAGAAGAUGCUCCCAGCCCCUCCACGGCUGCUGGGACCAGCGCCAGCUUCUUUUCCCCAUUUCGUCUUUCAGCAGCCAGUCUCUGUCCUUCUCUGGCUGCCAGUCUAGCAUCAACCCCAGGGAACUGGCUCCCACCACUCCCUCGGGGACCACGGGAAGAAGGGGAGGCUGUAAGGGGCCUGUAUCAAUUGCCAGAGGGAGCUUCAGAUCUGUCCAUGGGAGACCUCCCUCCAGCCCUCAGUUCCUGCCCGUGUCAGCUGGGUCCGGGAAGCCGGUCCUGGGGCUGGCACUAGAUUCUGGAAGCAGAAGUGGAGAUCUUUGCCUCGGCCCAUCCAGGUCUCUUCCCUCACGCCCUGUGCUCACUCCUGCCGCUGUAAUGAGUGUAACGAGCCUGACAAAUAAAUGCCCACCUGCUUUGC